UACCACUUCUGCACGUUUUACUCGUCUGACUGACAAACCGCGAUCUUAUUUCGGUCAUUGAGUAACCAUGAAACUUAGCCUUUGACCUUUCACCCGUGAAAGCGAUUUCCUUUCGCAGAUCCAGGAAGUGGCUUUGAAAUACUUGGUAUUUGUACGGUUUCUUAAUAAUCAUGUUCAAUAUUGAUACAUGUCUGUAGCAGGGAGUAUAAGGCUGUUCAGCAGACAUAUUCGGGUAGCCACAAGACAUUGUAGAUACGCCGCAAACAUGAGUUCUAUCCCGACAUCUCCUGCCCCCCUCCCACGUCUGUCGUUGGACCCGGACGUAGAAAGUCACAUCAAGAAGACGUAUUGUAAUAGUCAGGUUGUGGCUGCUAUAGGUAAGGAGGAGGCUGAAAGAAAAUUUCACAUUACCAUAGACCGCCUGUCCCUCCCACCUGGGUACACCACAGUCAGGGUCUGCACUGUCAACAGAACAAGGGACCUCAUCAGGGAGGAACUGCAACAACUUCUAAAGAAGGAGUACAGUAAUAAAGCAGCACCUUGCCCACCUGUGGAGCCUCAUCCUGUCUUACCUGAUGUCCUGGUCAUCCCUACAACUGGACCUCAUCCCAACCUACAGCAUCAUACAAAGGAGAUCAUGGUUGACAUCCACUGUGGAGCAGCUAUCCUGAGAGGAGCUCACAUCUUUGCACCUGGUGUCCUGGGUGCAACUGCAGAUGUCCAGGCAGGUGACCAGGUGUCUGUGUAUGUGGAUGUGGAGGGGAAGUGCCUGCGUGGGUUCCAGAAGCCGUACAGCGGUCCCAGGGUGUUCGUGGGGAACGGAGUAGCCAGGAUGAGCAGGGACGACAUCUUCAGUGUGGCGCAGGAACAACUCAGUGGUAUUGGGGUGGAGAUGACAUCCCCUCUCUAUGGCUGCCCUCCCCUCAACGAUGUCAUGUCUGACUCCAUCUUCCUACAAAACCUGCCAUCAACAGUAGCAGGCCACGUGCUGGACCCACAGCCAGGAGAGAGGGUGUUGGACAUGUGUGCUGCCCCAGGUGGGAAGACCACACACUUAGCAACCUUGAUGAGCAAUCAGGGAGCUGUAAUUGCCUUGGACAAAUCUCAAGGAAAAGUCGACAAAGUCAUGGCAAAUGCAAGAAGACUAGGCCUGACCUGCAUCCAGGCAUACAUGUUUGAUGGGGGAAAAGCUGCAUCAGAGGCUGCAGUUUGUGAGAAAGAUGAAACAUCCCUGGGUGACCCGCCCUACCCACCCAACACAUUUGACAGAGUACUGGUGGAUGCGCCCUGCAGUGCCCUGGGACAGAGACCAGCCCUCGGGAACAAGAUGAAGCUAAAGACACUAAAAUCCUACCCUUCCUACCAGAGGAGACUAUUUCCUGCUGCUGUGCAGGUGUUGAAGACAGGUUGCACCCUGGUGUACAGCACCUGCACACUGACCCUGGAGGAGAAUGAGGGGCAGGUGGAAUGGCUGCUGAACACCUUUCCUUGUCUGGAACUUGUGCCACAAACUCCAUAUUUGGGAGGACCUGGCCUGUCUGGAACUUCCUUAACUCAGGACCAGCUACAGAUGCUACAGAGGUUUGAGCCAUGGGGAGACAACAGGGGAGAGAAUUCUCAUCCUUCUGACAGAGACACUAUUGGCUUUUUCAUUGCAAAGUUCAUAAAGAGAGCAAGAUAACAGUGCAUUCUAUAAGUGCAAAAUUAUUGUUUUGCAUUAAAGCAAAUAUUUAGAAAAAAAGAUGUCUGUCUUAGUUUCAUUGUGUCCAUGUUGUCGCUAAGGUACACAUUUUGAAAAAAAUUAUAAGCAGGCAACCUUAUCAAUCUGUGUAAGCUAAUUUGUA
Messenger RNA from Branchiostoma floridae (Florida lancelet), 1844 nucleotides. RefSeq names its product tRNA (cytosine(72)-C(5))-methyltransferase NSUN6-like. The transcript is spliced from 11 exons. NCBI's taxonomy places the organism in Eukaryota, Metazoa, Chordata, Leptocardii, Amphioxiformes, Branchiostomatidae. Gene Ontology annotation, biological process: RNA methylation. The record is from RefSeq and is a predicted model, not a curated record. The coding region runs from base 188 to 1681 and encodes 497 amino acids. Gene Ontology annotation, molecular function: methyltransferase activity; RNA binding.